Molecule: messenger RNA, 3396 nt
Organism: Chlorocebus sabaeus (green monkey)
Lineage: Eukaryota; Metazoa; Chordata; Mammalia; Primates; Cercopithecidae
Source: RefSeq, a predicted model, not a curated record
UGUUUCUGGGACCCCUGUCUCCGCGCUCGCCCUCCAGCCGUGGGAGCCGGGCCGUGGGGGCGGCCGUCGCGAGCAUGCGCACCGGCACUGCGGCGGGCGGGCGCCGAGUCUGGGCGCGGGGACGCGGGGCGGCGCGAAGCGGGGCCGUCUGCCGCCCCGCGCUCCCAUGUACGCCUUUUACUCGUUGCUUAUCUACAUCUUCUACAGCCUCUUUCGCAGGGAUGGUGGCGCCGCGGCGGCCGCGGAGCCCGGGGACCCCGCCCAGGGGCGCUCCUGCUCCCUCCCUAGAGAGCCCGCAAGCCCCGGGGUCGCCGGCGGCCAGACCUGCCCGCGCCAGAGCUGUGGACCGAGCUGACCGGCCUGAUCGGCAGCUCCGAGCCUGAAGAUGGGUCGGAAAGCGGAGCCGAGGGCCGCGCGGCAGCGGUGUCCCUGGAGGAGGCCCUCCUGCGCCUCGCCGAGUUCCUCUCCGUCCAGCUGGGGGCGGAAGAGAGCUGCGGGAGCCCGGCCGACCUGGGCCAGUCUGGCGAGGUCCCCCCACUGUUGACAGUGACCAGUCAGCUGUUGGCCCUUCUGGCAUGGCUUCGGAGCCCCAGGGGGAGGCAGGCCCUGCUCCAGGGGACUCAGCCAGCCCCUCGGGUCCGGCCCCCCACUCCAGAUGUGCUAACUGGGCCCACCCUACUCCAGGAUCCACAUCCCAAGAAGAAAGCGCUUCCCACCUCGGCGCAGUCCCAGGCGAGCCACUGGGGGAUGAGGGCCAGGGACAGCAGCUCCUCCAGUUGGAGGACGACCAGAGGGAGUGGCAGCGGCUGGAGCAGCUCAUCCUGGGACAGCUGGAGGAGCUGAAGCAGCAGCUGGAACAGCAGGAGGAGGAGCUGGGUCGACUGCGCCUGGGCGUGGGGGCGACAGACUCAGAGAAAAGGGUUCAGCAUCUCACCCUGGAGAACGAGGCCCUGAAGCAGAGCCUGAGUCUCAUGCGGGACCUUCUGCUGCACUGGGGUCCCGGCCCCCCAACCAGGGCUCCGCAGGAGGAGGCGGAGGCAUUGGUGGAGCUCCAGGGCCGGCUUCAGGAGGCCCAGGACACCACAGAAGCCCUCCGAGCCCAGCUGGGGGUGCAGGAGGUGCAGCUGCAGGGCCUUCAAGGGGCCCUCCAGCAGCUCCAGCAGGAGACGGAGCAGAACUGCAGGCGCGAGUUACUGCAGAUGCAUGGGCAGCUGGCAGGACUUCGGGCACGGAUGGCCAGCCUGCGUCAGGGCUGCGGCGACCUCCGAGGAUUGGUCAGCACCUUUACCCAGAGCUGCCAGGGUUCGCUGAGUGAGGCCCGGGGCCAGGUGUCCUGGGCCUUGGGGGCACUGUCAUCUGGAGGGCCUGGCACUCAGCUCCCUGAGGGGCAGCAAGGGCCCCCAGCUGGAUGCCCAGGGCGGCUGCCAGAACUCAAGGGAAAUAUCCGUGUGCUGUGUCGACUGAGGCCAGGGACAUCCUCCAGCCUCGUGAGCGUGGAGCCUGGCCCAGGGGGCACCGUCACCACCUGCUACCGGGGGCGCCAUCGUCGAUUCCGCCUAGACUGGGUCUUCCCUCCAGACGCCAGCCAGGAGGAGGUCUUCAGAGAGCUGGAACCUGCAGUGCUGUCCUGCCUCCGAGGCUAUAGCGUCUGCAUCUUCACCUAUGGCCAGACAGGAACCGGGAAGACCUACAGCAUGGAGGUGGGACACAGCCCACGCCCGGUGGGAGAGGCCCCAGGGGCCCUGCAUGACUUGGAUGUGAGCCCGAUGUGUACCCCACCCCAUCCUCAGGGCCCUCCUGAGGACCCUGGCAUAGUUCCUAGGGCGCUGCAGUCGCUGUUCCGGGAGAUGGGGACCGGCAGGCAGCACCGGGUGACACUCAGUAUGGUGGAGAUCUACAAUGAGGCUGUCAGGGACCUCCUUGCCCCAGGGCCUCCCGAGCGUCUGGCCGUGAGGCAGGGCCCUGAAGGCCAGGGCGGGAUCCAGGUGGCUGGCCUCACCCACUGGGACGUGCCCAACCUGGAGACACUGCACCAGAUGCUGAAACUGGGGAGGAGCAACCGGGCCACCGCCGCCACCGCCAUGAACCAGCGCAGCUCCCGCUCCCACGCCCUGGUCACGCUGACGCUGCGCGCGGCGACUCCACCGCGCGCUCCAGGCACCGCAGGCACGCUGCACCUGGUGGACCUGGCGGGAUCCGAGCGCGCACGGAAGGCAGGGGCGGCCGGCCCGCCGCGGGGAGACCCAGACGGCGCCCGGCGCCUGCGGGAAGCCCAGACCAUAAACCGCUCGCUGCUGGCGCUGGGAGGCGUGAUGGCCGCACUGCGGGCCCACCGGCCGCACGUGCCCUUCCGGGACUCGCAGCUCACACGCCUGCUGCAGCCAGCCCUGGGCCCCGGCACCACCGCGGUGCUGCUGCUGCAGAUCUCCACGCGGCCGGAGGACCUCGGGGAGACAGUCUGCUCACUCAAGUUCGCCGAGCGAGUGGGUCAAGUGGAGCUGGGGCCAGCCCGGCGCCGCAGGGUCCCGCGCUCCUCCGGGACGCCCUCCUCCCUCAGUACCGACACUCCGCUCACCGGGACCCCCUGCACCCCUACGCCGUCCCCUGGCAGCCCUCCAUGCCCCAGUCCUGACAACGGCUCGGGCUCGGCCCUCACGCCCGGAGAGGGCCUGCCCCUGUAGUCCUGAGUGGCGUCCCUGCCCAUGGGGUCUCGGGCCAGGUCUCUGCUGGCAGAGGCGGUAGUAAAGUCCCUGUACCCCCAUCUUCCAGGGCACAAGCUCCUUAGCCUCUUUGGAUCCAUUGCCCCUGAACUCCCAGAAUCACCCCUCCACCUCCGCAACCAGUGAAGUGUGUUGUGCCUGGUGAAGUGAUCACCCCCCCCGCCCCCAGUCCUGCAUCAGGCCACAGGUCUCGGCUUCCUCCUUAUCACCAUUUGUUGUUAUCACAGCACACAGCAGGGAAUCCCAGGCGCCCCCCGGCCAAGUGGUUACCCAAGUCACCACUCCUGACCCAAAAAUCAGGCAUGGCAUUAAAACGUUGCAAAUUCCUUUACUGUUAAUCCUCCCCACCACCGGACCAUGUAGGGUGCAGUCUUUACUCCCUAACCCCUUUCCCGAAAAAGGUGCUACCUCCUUCCCAGACAGAGAGAGGGCAGGACUUCAGGCUGGGCCCACCAUAGGGCUCUCCCUCCCCCAGCCUGGAGCACAGGAGGGGAGGUGAUGGAUGGGUAGUGGGCUGAGAAGAGGGGACUAGGAAGGGCUAUUCCAGGCUCAGCCCUGCCCCUCCAGCCUUGCCUCUGAGUGUAGGAGACAGAGGCAUGACUGACCAGGGUGAGGGUUGUGCCCAGCUGGGCCAUGGCCAUGCCUGGGGUAGUCCAAUAAACACCGUGGACUCCCA